Molecule: messenger RNA, 1112 nt
Organism: Chenopodium quinoa (quinoa)
Lineage: Eukaryota; Viridiplantae; Streptophyta; Magnoliopsida; Caryophyllales; Amaranthaceae
Product: 50S ribosomal protein L16, chloroplastic-like
Exons: 3
Coding region: 164-874 (236 amino acids)
Biological process (GO): mitochondrial translation
Cellular component (GO): mitochondrial large ribosomal subunit; ribosome
Molecular function (GO): structural constituent of ribosome; rRNA binding
Source: RefSeq, a predicted model, not a curated record
AAAAGCCUCGUAUAUUUUUCAUUUUUCCCUUUGAAGCUUAUUACUCUUAUUACGCUGCACCCAUCUCCCUCCUCAGAGCGUACUCCGAGCUCUUCAUUGAAGCGCCUUCCGAUCUUUCUCUCCUCCAUUAUAGGAGCUUCUUAGAGAGAGCUAGAAGUUACUGAUGGCUGCUAGAGUGCUCUCUCGAAUAAAAAACAGCCCCCUUGUCAAUACACUGAGGCAGGCUAGUUCUCCGUUUCGCAGCUCUUCAACUGUAACACAGGGCCAGCCAUCUGCUACUCUUGGCUCAUACAGCUCAGGAUGGACCAUUUCACCUUCUUCUCUGGGAACUACUUUGAAGAAAUCCAGUGAUCUUAUUCCUGCAAUGGGCUCUCUAUGGGGAUCAGUUAUUGCUCAGCCACGAUCUGGUUUUUCUUUGAGUGUUCCUAGGAUGGCAGUAUCUGUACGCUACAAUUCUACAUCAGGGAUAUACGCAAAUGUAAGGAAGAGAUUCAGCAAACAACGCAGAAAUAGAGGUGAAAUGAAGGGAGUUUCAGAUAAUGAUCUUUCUUUUGGUAAGUAUGCUCUUCAGGCACUUGAACCAGCUUGGAUCACAUCAAAACAAAUUACAGCAGGGCAGCUAGCAAUCAAAAGAAACAUGCGUGGUGGAAAACUAUUCAUGCGCAUAUUUCCGCACAAACCGAUUACUCUAAGACCUGCAGAAACACGUAUGGGUCGUGGGAAAGGAAACAUAGCACAUUGGGUAGCUGGUGUUAGAGCCGGGAGAAUAAUUUAUGAAAUAAACGGAGUGCCAGAAAGUGUAGCACGCAAGGCAAUCACGGUUGCAGCAUCAAAAUUCUCUGUGAGGACCAAAUUUAUCAAAUCUACAACAUAGUUACAAGAACUUGCUGGAGAAUAUUUUUAAAGGCUGGAUUAUGAGCUCCGUGUGAUUGAAGGUAGAGAAACAUGGCUUUUAAAUGCUCAGUAAACUGCAGCCGAAAGGGUAUUACAGAUGAUAUCGGACUCUAACUAGCUAGUAGUUGAAUUGAAAUUCUUACUCUUAAGCUGUAUUUGGUUGGGUGGAAAACAUUUUCUGGAAAAUAAUACAAGUAUGAACAUUUUAUCUUUAAUCA